Messenger RNA from Spodoptera littoralis (African cotton leafworm), 1287 nucleotides. NCBI's taxonomy places the organism in Eukaryota, Metazoa, Arthropoda, Insecta, Lepidoptera, Noctuidae. The record is from the annotation of a GenBank genome assembly.
AUGUUUUCGACGAAGAAAAGUUUGGACAAGAUCCUGCAGAUCUACAAGAAGGAGAUUCGUCGGCAAAUCAGCAAGACGACCAGCGUAACCAACUCUGAUGCCAUGGUUCCGAGGCUAGACCAGCCAUCGUCCAAGCCAGCUCAGAACGACGAAACUGGUCUACCUAAGAAGCUUUUGAAAUUGCAAAAAUAUCACAGAUACCUGUCGACCCUGACAACCCAGGAAAUGCCGAUGGCUACCCGAGGACUGGCCGUGUCGAAGGACCAGUCCCGGGAGUUCAUGGCUUGCUUCCCGGACAUCGUGCGGGACCUCACUGAGACUGGCAAGCACAUUGAUGUGCCAGAAGCCAGCAAGUGGUUGGCUAAGCUGUUGCAAUACAAUGUGCCGAACGGUAAAAAGAAUCGAGGUUUAGCGACGGUGCUGGCUUACAAAAUGCUUGAGAAGAAAGAAAACUUGACGCCAGAGAACAUUCACCUUGCUAAUAUGAUGGGAUGGUGCGUCGAAAUGUUCCACACCCACCAAUUACUGCUGAGUGAUAUCAUGGAGGGCACGGAGAUGCGUCGUGGGGCGCCCUGCUGGUACAAACAUCCCGAAGUCGGCCUCACUGGGAUCAACGACGCCUCCCUAGUCCAGGCCGCCAUGUUUUCUACGAUCAAACGUCAUUUCCACAGCAAACUGUACUACAAAACUGUCCUUGAGACAUUUAAUGAGAUGCUGAUAAAAUGUUCGAUCGGCAACUUCUUAGAAUUCCAAAUGAACAAAACGGAUAAGCCGGACCUUACCCAGUUCACCAUGGAGAAAUACGAAGCCAUCACUAAGUACAAGACUUCAUACCACACAUUCCAAAUGCCAGUCACUUUGGCUCUGCUUAUGGCUGGAGUAGAGGACCCUGAAACGCAUAGACAAGCAAAAAGUAUCCUGCUAGAGAUGGGCGAAUUUUUCCAAAUUCAAGAUGACUUCUUAGAUUGCUUCGGCGAUCCAGCUGUCACGGGCAAGGUUGGAACUGAUAUCCAAGAUGGCAAAUGUACCUGGUUAGCAGUCGUUGCUUUGCAAAGGGCAACACCAAAACAGAGGCAAUUUAUGGAAGAAAAUUACGGCAGCUCCGACCCAGAAGCAGUUGCUAAGAUCAAGCAAUUGUAUGAGGAGCUUCAACUUCCACACACCUACUCAGUCUUUGAAGAAGCUACCUACGAUCUCCUUAGGACACAAAUCCAACAAGUCACCAGGGGCUUGCCCCACGAACUAUUCUUUAAAAUCUUAGAUAAUAUCUUCAGGCGAAGCGUUUAA